Mucor mucedo is the source of this 1439-nucleotide messenger RNA. RefSeq names its product Gar1/Naf1 RNA binding region-domain-containing protein. Lineage: Eukaryota; Fungi; Mucoromycota; Mucoromycetes; Mucorales; Mucoraceae. Gene Ontology annotation, molecular function: RNA binding. The coding region runs from base 10 to 1386 and encodes 458 amino acids. The record is from RefSeq and is a predicted model, not a curated record. The transcript is spliced from 3 exons. Gene Ontology annotation, biological process: box H/ACA snoRNP assembly; pseudouridine synthesis; ribosome biogenesis. Gene Ontology annotation, cellular component: sno(s)RNA-containing ribonucleoprotein complex.
AAAAAAAGCAUGAGUAUUCCUAACGAUCUCGAGUUUGCAAGCACUUUUGCUCAGCAAGAUAUACCCGUUCCUGCUCAGGUAGUAGCUGAAGUGAAAAAAGAAAAAGUGUCCAACAAUGAGCCAGAGCCAAUGCAAGUAGAUUCAGACGCCCUUGAUGCAGCGCUUUCUGGAAAAGCUGUCAAGGAAGAAGGGUACGAGAGUAGUGACUUGGAAUUAUCUUCGGAUGAAGAAAGUAGUGAUAGCUCUGAAGAGGAAGAGGACGACGACGACGAAGAAGACACAAAGGGGGAUAAAACCGAAUUAUUAGACGACGACGAUGAAGUAUUCCCUGACGGCAUUGUCAAGACUGCACAUGAAAUUGUAGAUAUUGUUGUAGAAAAACCCACGUUUGAAUUAACACCACAAACUGAAAUUAUUUUGGCCGGCACUAUUUUUCAAAUGAUUGAUAAUGUCAUUGUGAUUCAUUGUAGACCGGGAAGUGAAUACAGUACUUUGGAUCAAGGAUCACUUUUAGUGUACGAAAAUAGAGAAUUGAUGGGUGAAGUGUUCGAAACAUUCGGUCCCGUUGCUAGACCUUAUUACUCUGUCCGCUUUAACGAUGCAAAGGAAAUUAAUGAAGAAUUCGGUAAAAUUGGUGCUUCCGUUUAUUAUGUUCCAACCUACCAAAAGACCCAGAUUGUCGAAACAGAAGCAUUGAGGAAAAUCAAGGGUACGGAUGCCAGUAAUGUAUAUGAUGAGGAAGUCGGUGAGGAAGAGAUGGAAUUUUCUGAUGAUGAAAAGGAAAUGCAGUUUAAAAAGAAGAGAAACAGAGAAAAGAAAAUGAGAAAGAAUGGUGGUAUUGAGCCAGUUGAUAUGGGCAGACCCAUGAAAUUCCAACGUCGUCAACCUAGACCACCAAGAGAUUUACCCUCAGACUUUGAUUCCGCCUUAGCAGCUUAUGAAGGAUCCCAGUUACCACCUCGUCAGCAACAAAGUUAUGCUGACUUGGAAGAAUACACCGCUCCAGUGGAAACACGUACGCAAGUACAAUAUCAAGCCCGUGUGCCACAACAACAAGCUCCUAUGCCACAACAACAAGCUCCUAUGCCACAACAACAAGCUCCCAUGCCACAACAACAAGCAUCACAGAGUAGUUAUCAAAGCCCUGCCGACUUGGUAUCUGCUUUAUUCAAAUCCUAUAACGGUCAAUUGCCUACACAAUUACCUACAUCUCAAGCACCUGCACCCCAACCAUCUCAACCCACACAACCUGCACAACCCAUUCCAUCAGCACAACCCGUUCCAUCAGCUCAACCAGCUCAACAGCAUAAAGUCACGCCACUCAAAGCAGCAGUAAGAUCCUUAUUUGCUGCACCUCCACCACCCAUUGAUGAUUCCAAGCAUUAAAAAAUAAAUAAAUAAAUAAAUGUCUAUAGUCCUUUUUAUUUCUUGAAAGCUCC